AUGCGCAGAAGUUGAAUCUCGCCUUGCCAAAGAAGCGCAAGUCCGAUUACCUCAAAGGCAGGCGAAUUUUGUAUGUCGGUGGGGACAUGCAGUAUGCAGGCGUCCAGACGCGUGGUCGCAUGGACUACAUCAUUAAGCAUGGUGGCACCUUGAUACCAUCAUACGAUCCUUCUACCGUGACUCACAUCGUGACGGAUGCGACGACACGCCCGACACUGAAAGCCCUUGGACUCAAAUCGUUGAAAGAGAUCCCUGACAAUAUCCCAACGGUCACUUGGAGUUGGGUGAUAUCCGGGUACGGUCGUUUGGGUUACAACAAGCUUAAGGGCAAACGCGAUGGGGAAAUAAAUGAUACGAAAAGCAAAGCUAAUGCCACAGAUGACGACGAAGGUCUUCUUGAUUUUGAAUUUCUACACGCGGCAUUCCCUCAACGCAUCGAUGCCGGUAGAAGCUGGCAGAAGAGAGGACAGGGAAAACUGGUUCAAGCAAAGGGUCAAGUAAGCGCCUCUGCGAACGACCUUGGUGGAGAUUUCAGUCGCAUUUCCUCUUUCACUGAAGACCAUCAAACUGAAAAUCAACAGAGCAUAGCGCCAAAGCUAGUCGUUUUUCCUCCUGCACCCCUUACAUUCAUUCCCGCGGGGAAAGCUUCCAACACAGCUUAUCAUAAUAAUAACCAAAGCAGUCACAUUCACAAGCCACAGUCCAAUAAAGAAGACCCUCUGGCUGAGUUUUACGAGAAGGCGAGGGCUGAACGAGAUCGAGCCAGAAGUCUUGGACAGACCGAGACAGACGAGAGUGAUCAAGAAGAAGAGUUUUCGAAACUACCACGGGUUCCUCGGCGCGGUUUUACAUGCGACCGGAAGGAACCUGAGCAGCGCGAAUGCGUGAAUCAAGAUAUCAUUGAAAAGUUAGAGGAGCUUAUGGAGUUGCACAAGGCAAAACUAGGUGAAGAUGAUCGUUGGCGAGUGCACAGCUACUCGAAAUGUAUUCGUGCCUUGCGCAAUUAUCCAAAGAAAAUCAAAUCAUUCAACGAGGCCCUGUCAAUCAACGGCGUUGGUGAGAAGACUGCCCGAAAGAUCAUGGAAAUCAUCGAAACUGGCGAUUUGAGACGCAUUGGCUACGAAAAAACGGAUGAUGUCGAAGCCAUUAACUUAUUUCAAGGGAUAUAUGGAGUCGGCCGACAGAUAGCUCACAUGUGGUACAAUAACGGAUGCCGGACGCUAGAUGAUAUUCGAGCUCGGAAGGGUGGCAUCAAGUUAUCUCACGUUCAGGAAAUCGGUUUACAUUUCUACGAUGAUAUCAAUGAUAGAAUGCCGCGCAGUGAAGCAGAGAGUAUCUUCAACUUGAUUAAACCCAUUGGUAAAGUCUUACGUUGCGGGUUUUCACGAGCUAUUGAUCUUGAUGUGACGCAAACAGCUCUCAAACUCGACGAGCACCUUUAUAUUGACAUCAUGGGUAGCUUCAGAAGGGGCAAAGCUACUUGUGGCGACAUUGAUAUCCUAGUGACUCGACCAACCUCAGAUGGGAUAACACAUGCAGGUCUCCUUCCGGAGCUGCUCGCCCGUCUGCAUGCUGCAAAGAUCCUGACAGAGGAUUUGGCAUUGCCUGAUGAUUUUUCCGCUCUUGAAUUAUGUUAUCGUGGAUUGUGCAAGCGUCCCGAACCGGACGCAAAGCAUCGGCGCAUCGAUAUCUUAUGUGUUUCUUGGGAGAACAGAGGAGCGGCCCUUCUUUACUACACGGGUGACGACAUCUUCAAUCGGGCGAUGAGAAUGAAGGCAAAUGUUCUCGGGUAUUCUCUCAACCAACGAGGUCUAUAUGCAGGCGUGGUUCGAGACCCCCGGAACAGACGUGUCAAGAUUUCCGCAGGUAACAUUGUUGCGUCUGAGACGGAAGAGGAAAUAUUCAGAAUUCUAGGGGUGCCAUGGCAGGAGCCUCAUGAACGUGUACGGGGUUGAGGUGGUGCAGCUGAGCUCUUGAACUUCAUGGAACUAUUGUAAACAUGCGUAUUUAUCUUUUCUACACCGGAAAUUGGCUGGUACCAUGUGCUGGACUUUGUAUCAAUCAUGCUGGUGCAGAAUUUUUGAUCAAUGGUGGUAGUCCGAGUGCGCGAUUCGAUAAAUUUCUAAUCAUCCACUCUGAAUACCACUAGAUCAUUAGGUUUGGUCUAUGUCGGAA
Messenger RNA from Suillus subaureus, 2175 nucleotides. RefSeq lists its product as uncharacterized. Gene Ontology annotation, molecular function: DNA binding; DNA-directed DNA polymerase activity. The record is from RefSeq and is a predicted model, not a curated record. Gene Ontology annotation, biological process: double-strand break repair via nonhomologous end joining. Lineage: Eukaryota; Fungi; Basidiomycota; Agaricomycetes; Boletales; Suillaceae. The transcript has 16 exons. Gene Ontology annotation, cellular component: nucleus. Bases 87 to 1955 code for a protein of 622 amino acids.